Molecule: messenger RNA, 8839 nt
Organism: Drosophila biarmipes
Lineage: Eukaryota; Metazoa; Arthropoda; Insecta; Diptera; Drosophilidae
Gene: msi
Product: poly(U)-binding-splicing factor PUF60-B
Exons: 7
Coding region: 611-2527 (638 amino acids)
Cellular component (GO): cytoplasm
Molecular function (GO): RNA binding
Source: RefSeq, a predicted model, not a curated record
CAACAGCCAGUUGAUUCAAAGCGGAGCGAUUCGUGGAUUCGUUGUCAUCGUGUCGUCGUCGUUUUUGUCGUUGAUUUCCGUUUGUGCAUGCAGAUAAAGCCAGGUCUUGACUAGAAUCUCGACUAGGCCCAAAAUCGAAACCGAAAAACCGAACUCGGCUAAUGGAAGAUAAACAAACAAACAGAGCCCGAAUUUUGUUUGCCGCGCAUUGAAAAAAAUCUAAAACGUUGCCAGCAAAUCUUGGUGUUAUAAAAAUGAGUAUUACAUAAAAAACAAAGAUAUAUCAGUGCGGUUAUUAAAUACAAAAUCGUUAUCAAACCAGUUGAAGAAAGUCAACUAGAAAGUGCAAGAAAAUUUGUAACAAAACCGAGCGAAAACAAAAGUAUCUGGGUGCAAGCGCAUUAAAGUGAUUUUCUCAGCGUGUGCUUCUUGGGAUAAGCGAAAAGCCAGCAAAAUUUACUGCUUUGGAAACUCCGCUUUCAACAUAAACACCAUCGCCGAUACCGUUCCCGAAACGGGCAGCACCGUCGACAUCAACCCCCUCAGCGGCAGCACCCACCUACAGAUUCAGCACCACCAGGCUCAGCACCACCCCCAAAACAGUGCGAGAAUGCUGUUCGAGAAUCCGGCGGUUGCGGCCAAGUUGCCCUUUCCGUACAACGUGCCCCCGCCUCUGCAGGCAGCGGCGGCAGCAGCGGCGGCUGUCCCAAAUCUAAGGUUUCAGACACCCAUUAAAGCGUUUGCCUGCCUGACAGCAGCCACAAGGUCAGUAUCGGAGAUGAACGCCACUUCUCUAUAUGCCGGCAAUCCCAUGGAGAACGCGGCCGCAGCCGCCGCCGCCGCAGCAGCGGGCUUGAUAGAUCCACACCACAACCGGGACCUGCACCAGGCCCUGGUGGCUUCCAUAGCCAACAAUGGGGUGGCCGCCAUUGGCGGUGGCCUGACCACAGCGGCGGUGCUGAAGAGUGCCGCCCAGCAGCAGCAGCAGCAGCAGUCACAGCAACAACCGGCGUUGGUGCAACAGAGCCAGAACUCGGUGGUCGUCUCAUCUGGCCAGGAUCAGCCCAAGCAGGAGCAGGCCCAACAGGCAGCCCUGGCUCUGCUCAAGGAGAAUGUGAAUGCCUCGGCUGGCGGGGGACAGAACAAUGGCCAGGCCGCCAUGGGGGGCAGCAACAAGAGCGGCUCCUCCGGCAGAUCCACGCCCAGCCUGAGCGGCGGCAGUGGCUCCGACCCGGCACCGGGCAAACUCUUUGUCGGCGGCCUCAGCUGGCAGACGUCGUCGGACAAGCUCAAGGAAUACUUCAACAUGUUCGGCACCGUCACCGAUGUGCUCAUCAUGAAGGAUCCCGUCACCCAGCGCAGUCGUGGCUUUGGUUUCAUCACAUUCCAAGAACCCUGCACCGUGGAGAAGGUGCUCAAGGUGCCCAUUCACACACUCGAUGGCAAGAAGAUCGAUCCCAAGCACGCCACCCCAAAGAACCGACCUCGCCAGGCCAACAAGACCAAGAAGAUCUUCGUGGGCGGCGUCUCGCAGGACACCUCCGCCGAGGAGGUCAAGGCCUACUUCAGCCAGUUCGGCCCCGUCGAGGAGACGGUCAUGCUGAUGGACCAGCAGACGAAGCGCCACCGCGGCUUCGGAUUCGUCACCUUCGAGAACGAAGAUGUGGUUGAUCGCGUCUGCGAGAUCCACUUCCACACCAUCAAGAACAAGAAGGUCGAGUGCAAGAAGGCCCAGCCCAAGGAGGCGGUCACCCCGGCUGCCCAGCUCCUCCAGAAGCGCAUAAUGCUGGGCACCCUCGGCGUGCAGUUGCCCACAACUCCGGGCCAGCUGAUUGGAGCCCGCGGCGCAGGCGUUGCCACCAUGAACCCUCUGGCCAUGCUCCAGAAUCCCACACAGCUGCUGCAAUCGCCGGCAGCCGCCGCCGCCGCCCAGCAGGCCGCCCUCAUAUCACAGAAUCCGUUUCAAGUACAAAACGCCGCCGCAGCAGCCUCGAUGGCCAAUCAAGCGGGUUUCGGCAAGCUGUUGACCACAUAUCCGCAGACCGCACUGCACAGCGUCAGGUAUGCACCCUACUCGAUCCCCGCCAGCGCCGCCACUGCCAACGCUGCCCUGAUGCAGGCCCAUCAGGCGCAGAGUGUGGCCGCCGCUGCCCAUCAUCAGCAGCAACAGCAACAGCAUCACCACCAGCAGCAGACCCACAAUGCCCAUGUGGCCGCCGCCCAGCAGCAGCAACAGAGCCACGCCGUCUCCAACUCCGCCACGCAGGCGCACUCGGCAGCGGCGGCUGCCGCCCUGGCGGCCAAUGCCGCGACUGGAGCCGGAGCAGCUGGUGCCCACAGCCUAGCCGCUGCCGCCCAGCAGGCGGGCUUGAUGGCCGGCAAUCCCCUGAAUGCCGCUGCUGCUGCCGCCGCCGCUGCUGCCAAUCCGGCGGCCGCCUACCAAAACUAUGCCCUGGCCAAUGUGGACAUGUCCAGCUUCCAGGGCGUCGAUUGGAGCACCAUGUACGGCAUGGGCAUGUACGUCUAAGACGCGGGUUUUGUUUGGUAAUUUGAAUGAAACACUCACUCACCUUACAUCAUACUCCACCACCAUCCCACAAACCACACCCACUCUCAUGUGAAACACCACCACCCCUAGUUGUAGUUCCAUACGAAAUCCACAUGGCCCCCAUCCAUAAAUAUUCAUAGAACCACACAAAACACUCUCAUACGAAGUUGGUUUUCCUUUGAGUUUGGCUUAGUUAGUAGUCCGCAACACGGAAGGCAAAUUAAGUAUUAUAUUUAAGGCGCCCUCGGGCGAGUUCAAUAAAUACUAACUAAUAUAUAUAUACAUAUAAAAAAACAUAAGCAAUAUAAGCAACAAACAACAAAAAAAGCAAAGCGAAAUCGAGGAAAAACAAAAUUCAAAACCAAAAAGAAGAAUUACGGAGCGAUAGAGAAGCAAAAGAAGGAAAACACAUUAAAAACCACCGAUUGUGAUUGCGUUUAAAUGUAGCCGUUAAUAUAUAAUUUUUAGUGCAUAAAAAACCAUUAAACCUAAUCCUAAAUUAAAUAAAUAAACGUAAAAACUAAAAGUAAAUAUAUAUAUAAAUACAUAUUUAUGAAAAGCAAGAGCAAGGAAUGAAUCUUAUGAGUUGACUCACGCUCGUCUAACCCAGAAUGGCGCUCAUUAUUGGAAAAUCGAAGAAUUCUUUAUUUUUUGUAGCCCCAAACUCAACUGAAAUCAAUGAGAAACUACUCCUGCAAGGGCAGUAUUAAUUAAUCGAAUGAAACUGCAAAAGAAAACGUUUUGCUCAAGACAAAGAGUUAUUGAUUAAUGUUUAAAAACCAAGCUAACCAACUAAAGCGAUGAGACCCCAAAUGAAACUACUAUUUUAGAGGUUUAAUUGAGUUCGAAUUUAAUUCACCCAGCAUAGAUUACAACAGCAGAGUUAACCAAUCACCAACGAACAUCACCAACUCACUUACACAAAAACCCAAAAACCCUCAUCCCCUUUAACUUCUAUCUCCCUAACUCUGUUCUUUGUACUUAAUAAUAUAACAUAAAACUACAAAUACCACAACGAACAAACCAAAUUUCUGUUGUGUUUUGUGUGUGCGACUCUUAUUUGAUUUAGUAUUAGAACUAGUUUUGUCUCCACUCAAUCUCAACCAUUUGUAGCAAGUAACUCAGUAACAUUUGUUGAAUAUUUUGGCAUUUGCAUAGUACUAUUAUUUUAAUUUCGACCGACAGAACGGCUUCUUUUAUACAUUGUAAGACAUUCAAGUGAGAACGAGUCCUUAGGGCAGUGUACUAAUCUUUUAGAUUUUGAACCCCCUCUUUCCAAUUCGUAUUUCAUUUGCAUAACCAUCCAAGCAACUCAUGAACCAGGUAACAUUACUUUACUGUAGCUUAUUGUUUUAAAUGGCACAAUCUUAGUUCUUAAUAUUAUUUUGUAAUUACCCUUAUCUGUAGCAUUUGCAUUUGAUUUUGCAUUCGACAAAUACUUCACCCAUUGAAAUACCAGGAAAAAACAAAUCGAAAUAAGAAGGAAACGGGAGCAGAAGCUCCUGGUUAGUUAUGUAUUUGUCUCAUUGAACGGCUUGCAUGUUUGAAGUUUAGUUUUAAUUACUAGUUAUCAUUUGGAAAGUAAUAUUUUGCGUAUGUAAAUAUUUAGUUUAUAUACAUUACACACCUACACACACACAUUAUAUGGAAAACAAUGAAACAUUUGAAGUAAUUUUUGUGUUUAAUAAAAACCAACGAACAAAACAACAAACAACUUUGCCACGUGAGCAAACAUUUGUGUUUUCUUAUGAUUUGAUUAACUUGACUGUAAAUACUUGACCACAUUAUACUGUAUCUUUUGAUUUGAUUUGAUUUAAAGUCGUAAACCACACUCUGUAUCUGUUGUUGUGCUGUGCUGUCUUUCUCUCUAUUUAUCUGCUCCUCUCACCCAUGUGUAGAACUUAUUACAUUUCGAUGCAUUUGCCAGUACCAAAAAGUUAACGAUUGUGUGCGAUUGUGGAGAAUUGUUUUUAAUUCCUGUAGAUUGUCGCCUCGAGGGGUGAGUAUUAUGAUGUAAUAUCGUUUCGUAUACCAAAGAUUUUGCAUAUUAACCCGAAAUUCAUUUCACAUUUGCUGGGCUGCUGAAUUCGAGGCUCGAGUCCCCCAUUUAUCCAUGUGCAGAAACUAAUUUAUUUAUUUAUUGUUAACGCUUAAGACUCUAACACAUUCCACACGUGCUAUGGUGCCAUUUACUUAUCAAUAUUAAUAUUUAUAAUUUUUCCAACUCUUCUGUCAGAUCUCGAUCUCAGAACAAUUGCUUUUAGCAUAAGAUUGAUUUUACCCUGCCAAUCCAAGAAGAAUACGAAAAAUUCCUUUUUACCACAUACACACUUUUUGUUCUAUCGACAUAAUUUAUAAAAAAAAACAAAACCAAAUAAAAAUAUUUAUAUUUGAUUACUGCAUUUUCCAUUUAUUUAUAUUAGCCUAAUAAGCAAGAAGUCAAAAAAUGCUCUCAUAGUUGCCUAUGUUUAUUGUAAUACUUUGAGAAUAAUUUACAAAUUUUUGGUUACUUUUCCGUAUGCUUCAACAUUAAGUCGGAGCGACAAAAAGUCGGCCCAUUACUUAGUUAUUCGUAUUGUAACAGUUGCAACAGUCUGAAUUCGAUAAAAACAACAAUAUGUCUCUUAUAUCCAACGAAAUGUUUUGUUUUCCAUACUCGUACCAAAGAUAUAUACCCAAAGUAGUAGCUUGCUGAUUUUGAUACUUAGUAACCAGAUCGAACAUACUUAAAUAGCGCUCUCUAUAAAUAUAUACAUAUACAUAUAUCUAUUUUUUGAGUACCAAUAUUAAUAGUAAAACUAAAUUGCUCAAAAUGGAGGGCUGGUUGAUGUGUUUUGCUAAGAAUUCAGAAAUACAAGGGAAUCCAAAAAACACCGAAUUGAAACUGAAAUAUUUGUUUUUAAAUUUUAAUUUAAUUUUAAAAACAUUCAAUUAAAUAUUUUAAUAUUCUUUUUUGAAAAUAGGAGUAAAAAGAAAACUGCAUUUCAGCCAGCCCCAAACCUUCAUACAUUUUACAAAUAGAAUCUGUAUUUUUGACUUGUUUUCGUGUGGUAUAGCGUCAUCAAGAUAGUCGGUUUUCCAUCAUUAUUUAUCUGCCCAAAAACUACAUGAAGAACUUGCUGUACUAUAGAACCAACAUUACACACUGCGAAUUGGAGUUUAUCAUUUCGUUUGACUUGUAGGUUGACAACCAACUUAUUGAAAUACAAGAUACUUAGAUAAACCUAGUUAUUUAUUCCUAUAUUAUAGUUAUAUACACACAUCUAUGAAAAACGCAUGACGAAACAUGUACAGUAGUCAAUUGAGUAACAUCCCUAUAUAUACAACGGCAAUCUCCGAGAUUACGCAGAGACAACCCCAUAUCAUCUGUCACAGUUGUACCCCGAGUCAAGAUCCCGAAAGUCCCACAUUAGCAAGACAUUAGCAUUAACUACGUACAUACUACCUACAUCAUACACACAUACAUCAUAUGACAAUAAGAUCAACUGUGUUUCAGCAUUCAAGUGUCAGUAUUCGUAAACCAAAUUACCUAACAAACUUAUACUAUGUAAUCGACAAGGAAACCAAUCCUAGGGAACCUUUUGGAUUUCGGAUGCGGAUUGAGCGGCGUUUUUAGAAAUUGGAAUAGUUCGGUUAGGAUAGCGUUUGAAACAAGUUCUCCCGAGCAACUCAAGUGGCGAAAACUUUAUAGAUAUUUACAUGCAUACAUAUAUACAGAUAGAUACAGAUACAUAUAUAUACAUACGAUGAUAUUUAGCAAGACCGUGAUAUAUUCAAUUAGUAAAACAAAACAAAAAAUUAUAUAUUAUAUGUAUAUAUCAAUUAUAUAUUGAGGCGUCUCUCGAAAUGUGUCAAAUUGCAUACUAAGAGUAGAAUUUUUGGUAUACCCAGGAAAACCCUGGGAAAAACAAAGUAAACAUUUCAUCAACUGUUGUUGUGAAGGCUACAAAACCACGCAUAUCACUUUGAUGGUGUCAGAACCCAGAGUUUUCGAGUUUUACCCAAGAAAACCAAAUCGAAAGUUAAACUGAAUUUGUGAAAAGAGGUUUGCUGAAGAACUCCGCAGAGAAUCUUUUUAACCAAUCAACAAAGACAUGAAAACAGCGCAAGAAACUGGAUUUCAUUUUGGAUAUGUAUGGUUUUAGAUGACCGACUUCGAGGCAUCCAAUAAAGUAUUGUUGAUUUGAGUGACUAAUGAGGACCAAAUUUUUAGCGAAAUUCAGAAAUCAGGUUAAUAGAUCCUAACGAGAAGGUUAAAAUCAUGCCCGAAUGGAACUAGUUUAAUUAGACCCCUAUUAUUUAAUGACCUGGCAUUUUUUGGCUUCUUGCUUAUUGUUUGGCGUUGUUAUAUUUUCCUUAUCAACAAAGCGCUAUGAAUAACACCGACACUAAAACAACCAACACACCCCACACACACCCUCAACAAGCUAGUCAAUUGAUGUGCAUGGGCACAAGCUAAUUCUUUAUGAACGAAUGCAAAAAGUGGUAAGUAAGCAGUGAACAACCAACAAUAAUGUGUAAGGGAAAAUUCAAACCAAAAAUCGAACGUACACAAUAAAGUCUAAAAGCAAUUAUUUCCCCUGACUAACCCUGGGAAAUAUAAAAACAACAAAACAUAUAAAUCACAUUAAAAAUGCUCUAAGAAACGUUUAAUUUAAUUUAUUGAGAAUUAGUUGGUAAGCCUAAGAUUAAGUCCAAGUGUUAAAUAAUUUCGAAGCAAUGCGUACAAAAGUAUUCACGAGAUACUUUUACGAACCAGCUAUAUAUUUAUCAAUUGCUAAAAUUAUAUUUAAAUGCGUAACAUAUUAUUAAGAAACCGUGAAUGGCUACUUUUGCUCAUUUCAGAUGCUUAACGAAAUGCUAAAAUCAAAGACAAGACAAGUCGUAUUCAAACCUAAUUUAAGUGUUAAGCAAGAAAAAUUCAAAUAUACUACAAAAAAAAAGCAUAAAAAACAAACCAAAAAAAAUAUAUACAAUAUAUGUAUAUUUAAAAAAGAACAUGUUUUCUUAUAUAGCAAGGAAGGAUGAUUACUUUAACUGGCUCGUAACAUAUCAAUUCUACUGAGCUGUAUUUUGAAAGGGAAUGCAAAGAAAAACGAACGAAUUCAACACCAAGUUCAAUUGAUACAACCGUGGUUUUUUUAUUAGGGCUAAAUACAAUAAAAGUCGUGAAGAAAACACUCAAAAACUGAGGUGAGUAAAAUCGCUAACCAAAUUUUAGCAGAAAGCCUUGCUAAGACUUUCCUAAUCGAAAACAUAACUUAGACUCGUCUUCCAGCAACUAAUUGAAAUGAAAAAAGUUCUUACACCAAUAGUGACAACGGGAGAAGGAAAUUUUAGGGAUAAUAAAGAUCAGUUAUGUUUUGUCCAGAACCCCCGAUGAUUUCGAAAACCACUCCAAGGGGCGGACCGAGCUCAGCUUUUGGCUAUACUUGUUACACGUAAUCAAUCAGUACAAUUUUUGCAACGAGGAAUUUUAAACGAAAGGCGACCAUUCGAAGGAGAAAUGGCGCAGAACCUUGUUUUGAGUUUUGAUUUCAGGUUCUCCCGCUUGAAAAGGUUCCAAACACACAGAUCGUUUCAACCCCUAACAAAAAUAGCAGACGGGCGGAAAGCUCCCCUCACUAACUGUUGUAAAUUUGUUUCUCCAAAGAUUGGAAUGAAGGUCAAGGAAAGUUGAAAAACAAACUAUAUAAACGAUAAGCAAGUGCAUUAUAUUGAACGAUUUGGUAAACAAUACGAAGGCUAGCGAUAAGUUUUCAUAUAUAUAUAUAUAAAAACGAUAUAACUUUUAGGCCAUAAGCAAACCAGUAUGAAACCCCUCGAAUUGAGUUUGGCUUGGGCUCAGAAUCGUAUCCAUAGAUCGGAAAGUAUGCAUAGAUCAGUUCGAUUGUAACAGCCAAGCUUAAGUGCAUUUCUUUACGAAAUGCUUAUUAUUUGUUUAGCCUGUAACGAGAAAUGGAUAUAUUAUAUACACAACACCCUGUAUCUUGUACUUGUAACAUGUAACUGCUGUCGCUCUACUUCUCGCUCUAUACUUGUAGCGAUGUUUAGACACUAACAUAUAUACUGAAACCCCAUAUAUAUAAUUCUUUCGAUAUAUACAAAGGACAUGUAAACGGUAUUUACUCUUUUAGCCCAAAGUACCCCAAAUCCAAGCCGAGAAAAAUCAAACAAAUUGCUGACGAAAAUAUAAUGUGAACCCUUUGUGUAAUUUUCCUAUUGAAAAACUUCUUGGCAUAAACCCUUUUUGAAUUGAAUUGAAAUGAAUAAACGAAAUGUGAAAGAAAA